This is a messenger RNA of Camellia sinensis, 1278 nucleotides long. The record is from RefSeq and is a predicted model, not a curated record. NCBI's taxonomy places the organism in Eukaryota, Viridiplantae, Streptophyta, Magnoliopsida, Ericales, Theaceae.
AUGGGAAAACACAAGGGCAAAGUCGAACAAGGGCAAAGUCGAAAGCACCGUGAAAGACAAGAUCCUACUUCAUUGGAGAGCAUAUCAACUCGUUUGUACGAGGCUGUGUCCAUAUUAAACCGGAUGGAGUUGCAGCACAAGAAAGACAUGGGGAAGGUCAAGUUAGAGCUAAAAAAAAUGCGGAAAGCCUUUUGUGGUGAAGAUUUUGAGAAUUCAACUAGUUCUAAUGAUAGUGAGCAGGAAUCUAAUGGGUCCAACCAUGAUGACAGCCAACAAAUGGACACAGACAAUGAUACCCAAAGCAGCGUCAACGGCACCGAUACUGUUCCAUUUCAUUCCAGACUGUCGAGCUCGCUGGCAUUGCUGGCCGGAUCUUCCCUCAGAUUUCAGGGGUCUAGGCAAAACCAAUCUGAUCUUUUCAAGGUGUCUGCCCAGCUGAAUGAGGUUGCUACCAAGAAAUCUUCAAAUUCUGCAGCAGUUCUCGAGGCAAAGUCAGAGGAAACUGCAAAAGAAUCUCCUGCUCAAAAUACUGUUCCAGAUGUGUCAUCCAUUUCAGCAUUUAUGACCCAAGUGGCACACAUUGUUAAGCUUGUAGAUUCAAGAGACAUCAUGGAACUGCAGCUAAAGCAAUUGGAUUGUGAACUCGUUAUAAGAAAAAAAGAAGCUUUGCAAGUUGCAGCUCCUGUAGUUAUGAUGCAACCCCAUUCUGCCCAAGCCAUGGUGCCAUCUCAAUUCCCUCAAGCGCAGGUCAGUGCUCCUAUUCCCUCACCUCCAGCUUCAGCACCAGUGCCGCCUAGCCCUGCAAAACCAAAAUCGUCCCAUCCUCCACUGAAAUGCCCAAUGGCUGGAACAUUUUAUCGUUGUCCUGCACCAGGAGCUCCUCCUUUUGUGAAGGUAGGAGACAAGGUCCAGAAAGGCCAGGUAGUUUGCAUCAUUGAGGCCAUGAAACUGAUGAAUGAGAUUGAAGCUGAUCAAGCUGGAACUGUAGUUGAGGUACUUGCAGAGGAUGGGAAACCAGUUAGUGUGGACAUGCCUCUAUUUACCAUUGAGCCAUGAAGAAUUAAGCAAUGUCUUCUUUUAUGGAUCCUUGGUGCACGGAAGCAUAGGAUGAGUUUGAGCUUAGUUAAUUUAUGUUCUUCCUAGUUUGAGCAUAGUUCGUUUGUGUUCCUACACUUAAUUAUGUGUUUGUUAGAUCUUUCUUUGUUUAUUUAUUUUUCUUUGUUUUUUUACUUGGACUCAUAAAUUUUGAAGCAAUAGAACUAUUUAUAUUAGAUUUUA